This is a messenger RNA of Brachypodium distachyon (stiff brome), 1152 nucleotides long. Its product is annotated as zinc finger A20 and AN1 domain-containing stress-associated protein 12. Gene Ontology annotation, molecular function: zinc ion binding; DNA binding. The coding region runs from base 331 to 873 and encodes 180 amino acids. Lineage: Eukaryota; Viridiplantae; Streptophyta; Magnoliopsida; Poales; Poaceae. The record is from RefSeq and is a predicted model, not a curated record. The transcript has a single exon.
UCUCUCUGCCAACUUCAUCGAAGCGGCAGAACACAACAUUGGCUGCCGCAGGCGCAGCGUUGCAGUCGGUGCGAGUGCGUAUCAGCCGCGAGCUUCCUCAGACGCCACGCGCCCGAGUCCGAGCUGGCGUACGUGACGUGUCCCCAUCGGUGAAGCGAGUCUGAGUCUGAGUCCACGGCCGCCUCUCUUUCCCUGGAUUCACCUUCAUAAAAAGGCCCAGGAGGCGACGCCCUGGGAGGCCUCGUCAAAGGAAUCAGAACACCACGCCCGAGAUCGCGCGAUCCGCAACCAGACGCCAGGCUCCCGUACUUCGCGAUCCUAGUCGACUCCAUGGCGCACAAGCAGGCCUCCUCCUCGUCGUCGUCGUCGUCCACGGAGAUGCAGGCCGGCGGCGGCGCGGCGGCGCCGCUGUACUGCGCGAGCGGCUGCGGGUUCUUCGGCAGCGCCGCGACCAACAACAUGUGCUCCAAGUGCUACCGCGACCACCUCAAGGCCAUCGGAACGCCGCCCGCCGCCAAGGUCGAGGGGAAGAAGAAGAUAGCAACGACGGCCGACGUCGACGCCCUGAUCAAGGAGACCACGAGCUCUGCCGCCGCCGCCGCCGCCGCCGAUGUCCCUGCUGCUGCUUCUGCUGCUGGAGAGCCGGCCGCCCCGGCUGUCGCGGAGAAGAAGGCGGCGCCCAGCAGGUGCGUGUCGUGCAAGAAGAAGGUGGGGCUGCUGGGGUUCGCGUGCCGCUGCGGGGGCACCUUCUGCUCGCGACACCGCCACGCCGACGGCCACGCCUGCGACUUCGACUACAAGAAGGCCGGCCGCGACAAGAUCGCGCAGCAGAACCCCCUCGUCGUCGCGCCCAAGAUCGACAACAAGAUCUGAAGCAAGGCUAGAAGCAGGGGAUCGAGUUGUAAACGCAUAUCUGCACGGUUUCAGUUCUCUCGGUUUUUUUUUUCCUUUGUCCUUAAUUUCUAGCUAGAUCUUGCAGUAGCUCUUCGUUCUCGGUAGCUGGAUCUUCAGGUUACAGUUGAUGAUGUUUCUUUUGUACUUAUUACUUGUUCCUAGGGAUUGAUGUAAUUAAACAACUAGGUACCGUCAUGUUAUUCUCGUCAAAUUUCUUUGUGCUGCCAAUUUGGCAUCAGAGGUUUGCCUAUCGCAAAA